AUGUCAUUUUACGACAAGUCUAGUUCUGUAGGUUAUGAUGAGCGCGAUAAGGAGUUGAAUGACGAAUUGGAGGCCAUGCUAGCGCGCACCCCACCCCAGAUUCAGCGGCAUCUGCAACACCGCAUUCACGACGGCAUCCUACAACGCAUGAAGGAGGAAACGACAAGGAAGUGCUGGGUAUUUGUUAAAAAGUAUGAAGAGUGUGUGAAUUCGGUUCAACCGUAUAAGAUAAAGGACUGUAUUCCUCACCGGGAUGCUCUAAAUGAUUGCGCCCACGAGAUCAACCGUGAGGAGAAUUAUCAGAAAUAUCGCAUCUUGUAUCUGCAUGGUGAACUUCUUAAACUUCAUGAACACCGUCUAGGUGAAAAGAUGGAAGCAUUGAAAUCCCGUGUUCCUGAUUCAAUUAGGACUUGGAAGCCCGAUUAUGCUCCAAAAUACGCCGAUAUGAUGUCAGACGUGGGUGUAAAACCUUCCGUGGGGACCGAGAAGGAUGUAGAUGAUGUUUGA
Messenger RNA from Trypanosoma conorhini, 507 nucleotides. RefSeq lists its product as uncharacterized. The coding region runs from base 1 to 507 and encodes 168 amino acids. The transcript has a single exon. The record is from RefSeq and is a predicted model, not a curated record. Lineage: Eukaryota; Euglenozoa; Kinetoplastea; Trypanosomatida; Trypanosomatidae.